CUCUCCUGAGGGGCGGACGGUGAGGCGGACGGCCGGCCGACCGGCCGCCAUAGCUGUCCCUCCCCAUCCCCUUCCCCUUCCUCAGCCCCGGGCCCGGUCCCUCGCGUCUCCCGGUGCCUCGGACGGACGCAGACCUUCCCCAGCCCCGAUAUGGCUCGUGGACAGCAGAAGAUUCAGUCUCAGCAGAAAAAUGCCAAAAAGCAAGCUGGACAAAAGAAGAAACAAGGACACGAUCAGAAGGCUGCUGCCAAGGCUGCUUUAAUAUACACCUGCACUGUCUGUAGGACACAAAUGCCGGACCCCAAGACCUUCAAACAGCACUUUGAGAGCAAACAUCCUAAGACUCCACUUCCUCCAGAACUGGCAGAUGUGCAGGCAUAAAGUUGUUUACAGGUCAUUGAAUUUUUUUUGUUAGAUAAUGUCGGGGUUAUACACAAGGCCGUAACUCCUGUAAUUGUAACAAGAAGCUCUCCCUUCUGGCUGAGACUCAGCAAAUAUUCCCUUUCCAGAAGUUAAUGUUUAACUUCAUAAUUGUCCUAAAAGCCCAUUUUUGCAGACCACUCACACCAUCUCUUCAAAACAUCAGAAGUAUUUUAAAGUUGUACUGCUGCAGCAAAAAAAAAAAAAGAGAGAGAGAGAAUGAAUCUGGCCAGUCUUGGUCCUGGAGAGGAAAAUAUUUGUCACUUGGAAGAAUAGUUAAUACAGCUGUAUUCGAGACUUGCUCCCAGAACUGAUUCAGACUAGUAUAGUAUGAGUAUUCCACUUAAAUGCCAAGUGAAAAUUUGGUGCCCUCAUGGCAAAAUUCAGGCAUGUACAGGAUAAUUCUGGUAACUGCCGGAAACGAAUCACACUUUUGCUUAGGCGUUUUGAAUGGUCCAUUAUCAAACUGGUCAGACCCAUUAUCGUAUAGUAAAAUUAGCUGAAGAUGAAUCGAAUGGGAGACUACUUGGUAUAAAACCUGAAAAUGUCAGUGCCUGGUUUGCUUGGUUUUUGCAAAUCAAGGCUGUAAAUAGGAGAAGUAUUGUGCCAUAGUUAAAUUCAUUGAAAGUUAUUCUUAUGUCUUGUAGGUGAAUUCAUGGCACCUAUUGACUCUUCUACUGUCUCAAACCUUAGGUAAUAAACCUGCAGCUGCUUUUCUAACAAACUGUUAAUCGGCAAAAAUAAAGGGGCUACAGAAACACUCAUAUUUUUAUGCUGUUCCCUUUUGGGCUUCAUGCAAAGACAAUUCUGUGUAAAUGUACAGUUGGGUCCUGAUUUGGAAAUCCUGAAAAUCAGUCCAUUCUUGUUAUAAGAAAAAAAAUUUUUUUACACUUGUAAUUAUAUUGAUGUUCAUAUUGUGUAAAAUAACUCAUUUAAUAAAAGUAGUACUUUGAUUUUACAACCUCACAGGACAAAUUAUUGUAGCAGUUCUGUUCCAGUUUUCCAUGUUACCUGCCUUAUAAAAGUCUAUUGAAGACACCAGCUUGAAUUGGAAAUGUUUCAUUCCCAUCUUGACACCAAGUUUGGUGUGUUUUAAUCUGGAGCAGACUCUUGUAGUAAAUCUCCUACCAUCAAUUGGCAGUAGUGAUCAGAUGAGGUUUAGAUUUUGAACUGCUGCUUUGGGGGGAUGUUUAAUGAUUACUUAAUUUCUGGACUCAACUCAAGUAAUUAAACUUCUUAAAAUCCUCGUUAAGGAUCAUGUGCCAUUUCCCCCCUCUGUUUCUCAUUCCCUGUUUCCGGUGUUGUACAGUUUGGAAUGGGGUAUUUUUUUUUCCGGAAAGGGAAUUACUCUGGGCUCAGCCAGUUAAUCCUCAUCCAUAAACUGUGGAUGUGAGGUGUUGAUAUGUACACCCUUAGAAUUUUGGAAAGAUGACUGAAAAGGCUGAGUUGAUACAGAUUCCUCCUUGAAGCAAGGUUGUCUUGAACAGGCAGUAUCACUGACCAUUUUCUGUAAGAUGUACUUAGGCUAUAAAUGUAAAAACAGAAACUCUGAAUUGUAAUAGGUCAUCUGUUUCUAGUUUUUUGAAUGGACAGUGGUUUUUUUUAAUGUUAAUUUGAAAAUAGAAAUUAAACCACCAGUUAGUUUAAAAAUAUUAUUUUCAAAAAUGCUCAAUUGCCAAAAGACAAAUCAGGAGUGUCUUGCCCUGAUCAUUGACUAGAUAUCUGUAUUAGCAGCAAGAGUAUAAUUAUUUCUUUUGUAACUGAGCUAAGUGCCCUUUUGGAAGUCAUUUUAAUAUUUUUUUUUGAGGCGUGCAUUUUAGGAUAGUUCCUAAACCCCAAGGUCAUGUGUCCCAUAAAUGAUUUUGGGGAUGUCAUGGGAGGAUGUUGGCAAAACACUGAAAAAUUAAGAGCAGCAUAUAUGUAGGACAUGGCUGGUUUUACUCUGUAGAAGUACACAUUCAUGUUGGAAAUAAUGCUAAAUGAGGGCGUUCAGGUGGUUGUGGAGAUUCUGCAAAGGCAGAGAAACUGGAUUUAGUCAUUUGCUUGCUCUAAUCAAAUGUUCCAAAUUCAUACUGAGAAUCCGUUAAUUCAAGUGGUUUAAGUUUUUAAAGGGCUGUAUUACUAGGAAUGAACACCACUCAGAUUCACUGGUAAAAUACCUCUAAAAAUGGCAUGUUGGACUGGUACUCCAGAGUGCUCAUCUGUAUCCAUGACCUAUGUUUAGCCCUACUUUUGAUCCACUGACACCAAAUGCUGCCCCUUUUAACACCCGUCACCACAGUUCUGUCUUGCAUCUAGGUGGGUGCGCAUUCUACCCUCCCCUGUAUAUCUCUACUCAUAAAAAUAAGUCUUCUUAUAAACCUUAGGGAAAAAUUACAGGGUGGGGCUGGGUCUAUAAAGAGUUUGCUGAGCAUUUGACUAGAAUGUUUUCAUGAUUUAACGCUCUCUUCCACUUCCCAAAUGUUGAUCACCAGAAGCCUAGAAUUCUUGCCUUCAGUUAUGUGCUGAAAAUGGGAAAAUUGUUAGUGUUGCUAUAGGUACACUGCUUUAUGCUAUCUUGCUUUCUCGGUAGUAAUGUCAUUUUAUUCAAAAUGAUUCUGACACACCUUUAAAUUUCAAUUUAAGAUUUGAUUUUGUUUAGUAACUGAAUAAAAGACGUCUGUGUUCAGCUCAUUCUUGUGAGCUGUAUCAGAGAUAGGAAAAAUAGCUGCAGUUGCAUAAUAACUUUUGUUGACUUCCAGUAUGUGAAUUGUUAGUAUUAUUAACUGAUACUUUUUUGUUAUUAAGCCUUCUUCAAGGGAAAUCUUCAGUUUUUACACACAGAACCCUGUUUAAAUAUUUUUGUAAUUUGAAGUGUCCUAUUCCAGAUUAAGUCAAAGCCCACCACAAAAUUGUAACGGUGUCUUCAAGGGCUUCAUUAAAGUACACUGAGGAGGGGAUUUAUUCUUUUUGCAUUUGUAAAUCUUCCCGUCUAUUGCUCUAGGAAGUGGGCUAAGCUUGUUACCACUCAUUCCACUCAUUCACGUGGCUCUACCCCUGUCAGCUGACACACUGGAGACUCAGAUGUGUACUGUAAUGUAUUAUUAAAGAAAACAUUAAAAGAAACUAAACUAUU
Messenger RNA from Tachyglossus aculeatus (Australian echidna), 3535 nucleotides. RefSeq names its product zinc finger protein 706 (gene ZNF706). The transcript is spliced from 3 exons. The record is from RefSeq and is a predicted model, not a curated record. The coding region runs from base 151 to 381 and encodes 76 amino acids. NCBI's taxonomy places the organism in Eukaryota, Metazoa, Chordata, Mammalia, Monotremata, Tachyglossidae.